CAAAGCGGGGAGAUUCUGAUCAAUGGUCACAAACAGAAACUUUCUUAUGGAACAUCUGCAUACGUGACUCAAGAUGAAACUCUAUUAGCAACACUAACUGUUAAAGAAGCUGUUUACUACUCUGCACAACUCCAACUGCCAAAUUCCAUGACAAAAUCAGAGAAAAGACAAAUAGCGGAGCAGACUAUAAAGGAGAUGGGGUUGCAAGAUGCAAUGAACACAAGAAUUGGAGGAUUUGGUAAUAAAGGAAUUAGCGGAGGAGAAAAAAGGAGACUUAGUGUUUGCAUGGAGAUUCUAACGCGGCCAAAACUUCUCUUCCUCGAUGAACCAACCAGCGGCCUUGACAGUGCUGCAUCUUAUUAUGUGAUGAGCGGAAUUUCACGCCAAAGAGAAGGAAGAACCAUUAUUGCAUCUAUUCAUCAGCCAAGUGCUGAAGUUUUCAACCUCUUCCACAAUUUAUGCCUUUUGUCUUCAGGAAGAACCGUAUAUUUUGGACCUGCUAGUGCAGCAAUUGAGUUUUUUGCAAGAAAUGGUUUCCCUUGCCCACGUCUUCAGAAUCCAUCAGAUCAUUUCCUUAAAACAAUAAACAAGGACUUUGAUGAGGAUAUUGAACAAGGCUCAGCAGGAGGAAAACCUACAGAAGAAGUGAUAGACCUUCUCAUAAAUUCAUAUAAAUCAUCCGAGAGAUAUCAUGAAGUUCAGAACCAGGUUGCAGAAAUAUGUCAUCAGGGUGGUGAAAUGUUGGAAAAAAGAAGUCAUGCCAACUUCACUACGCAAAGCCUUGUUCUGACGCGGAGGUCAUGUGUGAACAUGUCUCGUGAUCCUGGCUACUACUGGAUGAGAUUCACUGUUUAUGUCGGCAUUGCUUUAAGUCUUGGCUCCAUCUACUAUAAUGUUGGCUCAAACUAUCGUGCAAUCGAGGAAAGAGGUCUAAUGGUUGCUUUCGUAGUUUCAUUUAUGACAUUUAUGACAGUUGGUGGAUUCCCUUCAUUUGUGGAGGACAUGAAGGUAUUUCAACGAGAAAAUUUGAAUGGGCACUAUGGAUGUUUUGCUUUUGUCAUAGGCAACACACUUUCUUCUAUGCCGUACGUGCUACUAGUAUCAUUGGUUCCAGGUGCCAUUGCCUAUUUCCUUGCUGGAUUUCAAAAUGGAUUUGGGCACUUUAUCUACUUUGCUUUGGUCCUCUUCACCAGUAUGAUGAUAGUCGAGAGCCUUAUGAUGAACGUUGCAGCUAUUGUGCCUAACUUCCUCAUGGGCAUUGUAACCGGGGCAGGAAUACAAGGACUACAGAUACUAAGUGGUGGUUUUUUUCAAUUACCUAGUGAGUUGCCUAAAGCAAUUUGGAAAUACCCACUGUACUACAUGUCCUUCCACAAGUAUGCUUACCAAGGUAUGUUUAAGAAUGAAUUUGAAGGACUAAAGUUUACAGAUGAUAUGUUCGGAAACAAUCAUAUAAUGAGUGGAGAAGACGUCUUGAGAGUUAGAUGGCAAGCAGAAAUGGGACAUUCAAAGUGGGUAGACCUGGUCAUUCUGGUAGGUACAUUAAUUUUGUAUCGUCUGGUAUUCUUCCUUAUUAUCAAGACAAAAGAAAAGGUUGUGCAUGCAAGAAAGGCAUCCACAUCAAUUCUGUCAAAUCGAAGUACACAAAUCAUGGCUAAGUCGUUACCUCCCUCACCUCUCCAUGGACUCACUUUACCUCAAGACAUUCCCACCAACAAUAGAUGAAUUAGUAGUUAGUUCUUCACGAUUUAACACUAUGU
Messenger RNA from Lycium ferocissimum, 1760 nucleotides. RefSeq names its product ABC transporter G family member 1-like. Gene Ontology annotation, molecular function: ABC-type transporter activity; ATP binding. The record is from RefSeq and is a predicted model, not a curated record. The transcript is spliced from 7 exons. Gene Ontology annotation, cellular component: membrane. Bases 148 to 1725 code for a protein of 525 amino acids. Lineage: Eukaryota; Viridiplantae; Streptophyta; Magnoliopsida; Solanales; Solanaceae.